CCUCAGCGCGCGGUCCCCGGCUCGGCGGCGUCGCCACUCCUGCGCAGGAUGCGGCUGCUGCCGGCGCUCCUGGUCCUCGCCGCCGCCCGGCCCUGGGCCCGCGCAGGGUCACACUGGUGCUACCAGAAUCAAGUCAAGCCGUCCAACUACACCUGCUUGGGGCCGGACCAGUGGGGCGGCAGCUGCCAGAAUGAGCACCAGUCCCCCGUCAACAUCGCCACUGCCAAGACACUGCUGGACCCAAACCUGGGACCCUUCUCCUUCUCUGGCUACGACAAGAAGCAAAAGUGGGCCGUGCAAAACAAUGGCCACUCAGUGAUGGUGCUGCUGGGGGACGAGGCCUCGAUCGCUGGAGGAGGACUGGCCGCCCGGUACCGGGCCAAGCAGCUGCACCUACACUGGUCCAAGGUGCUGGAUUGGGGCUCGGAGCACAGCUUCGACGGGGAGCGCUUUGCCAUGGAGAUGCACGUGGUACAUGAGAAAGAAAAGGGGACAUCGAGGAACACGAAAAAGAACCAGGACCCCAAAGAUGAGACUGCAGUGCUCGCCUUCAUGGUGGAGGCCGGAUCCGAGAAUGUUAACUUCCAGCCCCUGGUGCAGGCGCUGUCUGACAUCCCCAGUCCCAAUAUGAACACCAUGCUGAAAGACAACAUCAGCCUCUUCGACCUGCUCCCCAAGAAGGAGAAACUGAGGCACUACUUCCGCUACCUGGGCUCGCUCACCACACCAGGCUGCGAUGAGAAGGUGGUCUGGACCGUGUUCCAGGAGCCCAUUCAGCUCCACAAGGACCAGAUCCUGGCAUUCUCUCAGAAGCUGUAUUAUGACAACGAGGAGAAACUGAAAAUGACAGACAAUGUCAGGCCCCUGCAGCCCCGGGGGCAGCGCCAGGUUUUCAGGUCCCAGGCCCCGGGACGGCUGCUGCCCUUGACGCUGCCUGCGCUGCUGGCCCCCUCGCUCACCUGUCUGACAGCAGCCUUCCUCCGAUGACAACUCAUGUUUGGACGCUUGACCUCUGGUCUCAGCCCUUAAGAGGGCUUGAGCUUCUGUUCCUCAGGCUUCCCGGGUUGGACUUUGGUGAUGAUUAAAAAUAUGGACGUGUUUUUGGGGAAACCUCUCUCACGUCUGUUUUUAGUUCCCACAACUACUGCUGCCCUGCUCCCCUCAACCCACCCCAGCGUGCCAGGGUAGGGGCCUUAGGGCCUGGAGAUUUCUUCUGAGCCGGCACCCCUCCCACCUUUGUGAAUUCCCCGUUGACACCCCAAUUGGAGAGACGCCGAAGGGACCUCAGAGCUCCAACACAGCCACAGCUGGAGAAGUUCCAAUCCAGCCUUUCAUUAUAUAAUGGGGGAAGCUGAGGCCCAGAAAGGAAAGGAGGCUGGGUGGAGGCCACAUAGUGAGGCCACGGCAGAGCCAGCUGAGAGCCGGCCAGCACCUUCCGCCCUGUACUAGGGGUGGAGAGUGCGGGUCCUGCGUGGGUACAGCCUAGGCGGGGUGGGUAGUGGGGUUCAUUUAUCUGCCCCAGUGUUUCUUGAGCAUCUAUGUUCUAGGCACUGGGGCAGUGGUGGGGAAUGAGACGACAAAAUGCCUGUCCUCCUGGAGUUCACAGUCUAGCAGGAGACACUAUAAAUAAAGAGACACA
Molecule: messenger RNA, 1639 nt
Organism: Kogia breviceps (pygmy sperm whale)
Lineage: Eukaryota; Metazoa; Chordata; Mammalia; Artiodactyla; Physeteridae
Gene: CA4
Product: carbonic anhydrase 4
Biological process (GO): one-carbon metabolic process
Cellular component (GO): plasma membrane
Molecular function (GO): zinc ion binding; carbonate dehydratase activity
Source: RefSeq, a predicted model, not a curated record